UCGUUGAGCUGUUUGAGUACUAUUCGCAACUCUGUUGAUUUUGUUAUUUCAAAAGUAAAAACAUCAAACAACGAAGGUUAACAUUCGGCAAUAAUUGGACUAAGUUCAGAACAAUUCGGGAUGUUUCUCUAUGGAAAACUAAGAAAACUGAAAAAGAACGAGAAGAUUGCGGAGCGGAAGCAAGAAAUUCUUCGUGAAAAAAAAGUGUUUGUUCUUGACAACUCCUUAAGAGAGAGUACCGUUGGACAACUUAGAGGUCAUACCAUUGAGAAUAAAUGGAAAAUUUAUGAAGAGAUAAAGAAAGUUGGCUUCAAACAUUUCAUUGUCACAUCGUUUUCCCAUAUGACCCGUGUUGGAGAUACAUUUAUUCGUCAACUUGCCGAGAAAGGAGAGGAUUUCAGCACAUUCUACGCCUUUACCGAGUUUAUCGAAUCUGUUGAUAGUCAAACCAGAAUCCCUGACACCGAGACCAUUCCAAUUGGCCUGAAAAAGAUGAAAGAAUUGGGUAUUCGAAAUCCGAUUAUUGAAGCUGAUUUGUUUUAUCCCAGUAUCGACUACAAAGUAUUUAAUGUUGAAGCAAUUAACAGACUUUUCUCACAAAGAAUGCGAUGGGUUCGUGAAAACCUUUCAAAAGACGCCAACAUUUUCAUCAAUCUGCGUGAUAUCGCUGAUGCCAUAAUUAAUAAACCAAGGCGCGUGUUUAAAGUUGUAAAGUACCUUUCCUCAUUACCAGAAAACCAGCGUCCUUUUGGUUUGAUCUUCGAGGAGCCAACUGGAAACUACUUGCCAGAUCAACUUGCUUUUUGGACCGCUGCAGUGCGUAAAGAGAUGAACGAAUGUGGUUUCCAAGACGGCCAUUUGUUAGUUCACAUUCACGAGAAGUGGGGGAUGGCUCAAGUCAGUCAGUUAGAAUGUCUGCUGAAUGGAGCUACAGGUAUCUGGUGUAGUGUAUGUGAAGAAGGAGCAGCCUUGGGUCAUGCAUCUUCUAGUGUGACCUUAUUGAAUCUGAUUCGUUUGGGUAACAAACGUGUCUUGAAACAAUAUAACUGUGAACAGCUACGUCAAGCUGCUCAAGAAGUGACAAGAAUAACAACUGGUUGCGAACCACAUCCUAAACAACCUGUGUACGGCGAACGAGCCCUGGAUAUUGUAUUUGAUGGUAUGAUGGGUUCAAGUCCUGAUGAUGAUGGUUUUUGUAUGGCAACAUUUUUCGGGCAAAAACCCUUGAUGAGAAUGACAACGUUGGCAUCACCAAGAAUGAUUGUUGAGAGACUACAAACGUUGUUUGGCGAAAAUGCUCAGUUCACAGAAGAAUAUGCAGAGCGAAUGCGUGAGGUGAUGUUGAAAGAUCUUCAUGAGGAUAGAAAAGAAGAGUACAUGAGUAAAGUUGGUCUGGCUAUCCUGUUUGAUCGGUCUGGUGGCAAACUUACUGAAGCAAUGGCUAAAGCGAUUGAAGACGAAAAGCCUAAAACAAUUCAUGGUCAGAAUCUUAUUGCUGAAAUACGAGAAUCGUGGGACGAAUGGGAUAUACGCGAUGGUGAGAAAGAUGAUCAAUUAGAAUUCGAUGCGUUUUAUAACGGCUUCAUGGCGCCAUAUUUUGGAUGUUACCGAUGCGAGCCUACCAAACGUGCAUUGAAAGCAAUUGAUAUGGAUCAAGAUGGAAAGGUAGACUGGAAUGAGUUCUCGCUGUAUCUCAAGUGGGCGAUUCGUGAAUAUCCAGAUAUCAAAGAUUCAGAGGAAUUGCUUUCUGUAGCUUUUCGUAAGGGUCUUAUUCCAUCCAUGCAAGAUGAAAUUUUAACUGAAAAGGGCCAAACUGAAGCCUAAAUACCUGACUGUAGGGUAAUAUAUAACGUCCUAUAACCUAUAUAGUCAAACACUUUUCUACUCUUUUUUUGAAAGAAGUUGUUAUAAAAUAGGUUUCCAACGAUCAGUUAAUGAGCAUUCAAUGCAUCGGUUUGAUCCUCAUUGGAAGUUUCAGGAGAUUUUUAGUCUGAUUUGUAAUCAAAUUACAGUAACAUAACCAAGUCCUGAAGUUAAUG
Dendronephthya gigantea is the source of this 2039-nucleotide messenger RNA. RefSeq lists its product as uncharacterized. The transcript has 3 exons. The coding region runs from base 121 to 1824 and encodes 567 amino acids. The record is from RefSeq and is a predicted model, not a curated record. Gene Ontology annotation, molecular function: calcium ion binding. Lineage: Eukaryota; Metazoa; Cnidaria; Anthozoa; Malacalcyonacea; Nephtheidae.